UACCUCCUCCUCUCACCCCGCCCCCACAACCCUCAACCCCCCCCCCCCGUAUGUCGCACCUCUUCCUUCUGCUCCUCCUCCCCGCAAUCCGGCUUCUGUUUCCGGAAUGAGCGGAGAGAGCCCCCCUCCCAAACUGCCUGCUUCUCCCGGACGUGGAGCUUCUGCGUCGGAUUGCUGUUCUGCGCCGUAGCUCGGGGGGGGGGGCGCUUUCGGAAAGGGGAGGAGGGGCGGCAGGACCCCCCCCCCCGUGGAUGUUGCGGGAAAGGAAAGGAGAAUCGGGAGCGAGGACAAAGAGGUAAAGGGGUCGCGGAGGAGGGGAAAGGGGAGACGGGAGAAAAGGAUUCAGAGACCCCCGCCAGCUCCCCAAAGCGCCUUCCGUGGGGUCUGGAUCCCUGCGCGCGUGCUGCGAAGGGGGCUUUCCUUGGCCCCUUGGGUGCCUUGGCAGGAGCGGACAUGUGGUGCCCACCCAGGGGGUCCCACGAGCACCCAUCGCCCCGUUUCCCCCGCGCAGGCAUCCCUGGGGCGCUGUGGGUUCCGCGCGGAGAGAGGUGGGCCAUGAAAGGGUUAAUGGGAGUGAGGGACGCCUGGAUAGAGACCCCCCGUCCCUCCCCUGCUCGUCUUGGGGGGGCCUUCUGGACGGAGAAAUGGGGGUGGCAGGGCGAGGGGUGAGCCGCGCCAAGGGGUGCGGGGCCUCUGGGUGCAGGGGAGACUCUGGGACAGAGGGAGGGAAUCGAUGAAGUGGGGAGGGGGAGCAUCCCUGGGGCAGGGAAGUGCAGCAUUGGGGGAGGGAGAGAUAGGAAACCAGUCUUUGGGGAGACUUCUCCAUGGUGGCGCCCGCUGGGGAUCUCCGGAGGGGCCGCCUUGGCUUCUCCCUCCCACCCAAGAAUUGGCCAUCCCUUCAAGGUGACCAGAGGGAUCCCUGGAAACUGGGGGGUCCAGUCCCCCCACCCCUUCCUGCAAGCUCCAUCCUCUUCCCACCCCAUGAGCCCCUAUAAGCCCCUGCCCUGUCCAGAUGCAGUGAUUCUGCCCAGUCCAGCCAUUGGUCGCCCUGGAGAGGAGAGGAAAUCCCAAGAGGAAGGGAGGAGGGGAGAGGCCUUCUCAGAAGCGGCUCUUUAUUUCCGCAAUCCCACCCAGGAAGCAGCCAGAAACCUUUUCUUCUCUCUCAGGCUUCCAUCUUUAUUAUCUUUUCCACUGUGUAUGAGGAUAAUGUACACCUGUCAUCAGAAACAGGGGUGCAGAGUCCAUGGAAUGGCUCUCAGGAUUGAUAUAGAAGUUGCACCUCAAAAGCAUUUCUGUUCCUCUUAUUCUUUGAAGGCAGUGUGACUGACAAGCUGAGAUACAAUCCUUCAGCAUCUGAUGACAGCGACUGCAUGAAUCUUCCCAAAGGACCCAUUUUCUUGAUAGACAGUGCCUGUGGCUGGAGGCUCUACACACAGGGUUUGCCUAUACAGGCCAAAGACUGCCAGUAUUAG
This is a messenger RNA of Podarcis lilfordi (Lilford's wall lizard), 1472 nucleotides long. The record is from the annotation of a GenBank genome assembly. NCBI's taxonomy places the organism in Eukaryota, Metazoa, Chordata, Lepidosauria, Squamata, Lacertidae.